Molecule: messenger RNA, 2217 nt
Organism: Trichosurus vulpecula (common brushtail)
Lineage: Eukaryota; Metazoa; Chordata; Mammalia; Diprotodontia; Phalangeridae
Gene: AHRR
Product: aryl-hydrocarbon receptor repressor
Exons: 10
Coding region: 1-2217 (738 amino acids)
Biological process (GO): regulation of transcription by RNA polymerase II
Cellular component (GO): aryl hydrocarbon receptor complex; nucleus
Molecular function (GO): protein dimerization activity; nuclear receptor activity; transcription cis-regulatory region binding
Source: RefSeq, a predicted model, not a curated record
AUGAUUCCACCAGGAGAGUGUAUGUAUGCUGGGAGGAAAAGAAGAAAACCUAUUCAGAAACAAAGGCCGGCUGUGGGGAAUGAAAAGUCCAAUCCUUCCAAGAGGCACCGAGAUCGUUUGAAUGCCGAGCUGGAUCAUCUCGCCAGUCUGCUGCCUUUUCCACCUGACAUCAUUUCCAAACUGGACAAACUUUCGGUCUUACGUCUCAGCGUCAGCUAUCUCAGGGUGAAAAGCUUCUUUCAAGCUAUUCAGGAGCAACACUUUAGGACACAAGGUAACCACGCGGUGAAAGAAGACCACCUGCCCACUGGAAUUGCCAUGCCAGAAGGGGGACUGUUGCUAGAAUCUCUUAAUGGAUUCGCUCUGGUGGUGAGUGCAGAAGGAAUGAUAUUUUAUGCAUCAUCGACGAUUGUGGACUACCUGGGCUUUCAUCAGACUGAUGUAAUGCACCAAAACAUAUAUGAUUACAUUCAUGUGGACGACCGCCAAGAUUUCUGCAGACAGCUUCACUGGGCCAUGAAUCCUCCCCAGAUGGUGUUUGGGCAGCCAUUACAGUCAGAAACAGGAGAGGAAUACAUACUUGAUAAGCUGCUUAAAGCACAAGAGCGUGACAGCAUGUCAACGGAAUACUCUGCCUUCCUAACCCGCUGUUUCAUCUGCCGAGUCCGCUGCCUGCUGGACAGCACUUCUGGUUUCCUGACAAUGCAGUUUCAAGGAAAGCUCAAGUUUCUAUUUGGACAAAAGAAAAAGACGCCAUCAGGAACACUCCUGCCUCCGCAGCUUUCGUUGUUUUGUGUGGUGGUACCAAUCCUCCUCCCUUCUGUGACAGAAAUGAAAAUGAAAAAUGUGCUUCUGAGAGCCAAGCAGAAAGCUGAUGUGGCAGCCUCCACGGACACCAAAGCAAAAACUACUGCAGGUCUAUGUGAAUCUGAACUACAAGGAAGGGCACAUUUCCAAGGAGUAAAGAAUAAUGGAGAAAGUGGUGUUUCUGUUUUCAAAGUACAAGCAAAUGACGAUCAUUGGGUCUGGGUACAAGCCAACGCUCAACUCCUUUACAGGAAUGGUUGUUCUGACUAUCUUCUAAACCCGCAGACGGUGGCAAACAAUAGGGAAGAGGAAGAACAUCUGAAGACACCAGGCAGUACAACCAGUGGGAAAGGACGAAGAGAACCAUUAAUGUACAAUUGUUCCAUUGAAACACUGGGACCCAUGAAGCAUCUGAAUUGGACAGCAGAAAAACAUGAUCAGGACGGUAUAAAACUGAAGUUUGAACCAAAUAAAACUGACAAAUGUUUUUUACAAGAGGAGGCCCUAAGUUCUUGCAUGCCUUAUCCAAGUGUCCAAAACUCAUGUAAUACAAACAAUAUGUCUACAUUCAGAAGUUCAUCCAGUUCUCAAGCUAUGAAUUCACCGCUAAGUGCCUACCCCAACCGAAUAAUCAGACCUUUCUAUAAUGGAGAUCAAAGUCAUUUAAACCCUCCAUCUAGUUGCCAUCCCCAUCAAGGUGGGAUGGAGAAUUGCCAGUCUUGUCCAGGCUUUCAGCAUCUUUCUGUGGGAAGCUAUGCUUCAGAAAAUGUCAAAUUGCAAAGUGCAUUGAUACCCCCAGAAACUCUAUACAAUCAAAUGUUACCUUUAGAUAUACCCAUCAAAAUGGAAAAUGAUUCAGAUUCUGAUAAUGGAAUCGAUGGCUACCCCAUUUCACAAAACCAGAUGUGGCUAGGGGAAAGCAGUAUGGUCAAGAGACAUCUUCUUAGUUUCCCUAACAGGGUGCAUUUUAAAACAGAACCAGAUUUCACUGAGCACUUAUCUCCUUGUGAAAAUCCCAAGCAUUAUGCUUAUCCUCCUCACCAUGGACAGUGUGUUGUGAGCACUCAUCCCAACAAUAGAGCCAUCAGUAGAUCCAGCAAAGAGAUCCCGCCAUUUUACUCACCAAACUGUGCCUAUCUGGAACGCAUGCAUGGCCUACAAGACACAGAAUACUACAACCACUUGUAUAGUCCCAGUUCAACAAAUAUGAAGGGACAUACGGAGCAUCAGCCUUAUAAGCUACAGUGUGAUUUUAAAGCUCCUGGAAUGGUCCAGAUGAUCAAGCGUGAACCUUUGGAUUCUCCUCCAUGGGCUGGUCAUGGCCAAAGUGGUGUUCAAGUGAUUUUUCCUAAGAAUGCCUUAUCAACCCUGAUGCCUCAUAAAGCUACAGAAUGCACAUUCUUACAAUAG